UUGGUCAUGGGUGGUUUUGGGACGAAACACCCCACAAAUUCUGCAGCAAAUUACUCAUUCUCUCUUCCUCUAAAACCCCCUCCAACCCCCUCGAAUUCUCUCUCUCUCUUUCCCUCUUUGUGUAGGCGUAACUUCCAUCCACGCUUUCCCACCAUUGGCUUUCCUCGGAAAACCAAUGGCUUCCCUCUUUUGUCCUUUCUUCUUCUUCUUCUUCUUCCUUCUGGUUUCCAUGGCUUCCUCCACCACCCUUUCCUAUGAUAUAUUCGAUUCUCAUGGAUCCAGUACUUCUUCCCGUUCCCUCCUUCAGGCCAAAAAGAGUUGUGGUGUGAACUUUGAGGCCCAAAACUACACAAUCAUCACAAGCCAAUGCAAAGGACCCCAAUACCCUCCCAAGAACUGUUGUCAGGCUCUUAAGGAAUUUGCUUGCCCUUUUGCAGAUGAGAUCAAUGAUGAGCAAAGUGAUUGUGCUUCUACGAUGUUCAGCUACAUAAACCUCUAUGGAAAAUACCCACCUGGUCUGUUUGCCUCACAGUGUAGGGAAGGUAAAGAAGGCCUUGAUUGCACUGAAGCACUCUCCCCUAAAGCAUCUCCAAACAGCAACAGAGGUCAGCUUACAUCAAUUCCCUCUACAUUGCUAAUUUUCACAGCUGCUUUAUUUGCCUCUUUAUUCCAUUUGUACUGAAGGAUCAAAAGUGGACAGGAAAAAAAAAAGCACACCAUACUUGUAUUCCAUUAAUCUGUUAUUCUUUCUUCUCUUCAAAAUUUGUUCUUUUUCUCUUUUUUGCUUGUACCAACCAUUCUGUGUAAGGAAUCUGUUUACUAUUAUUUAAACAAACAGGCAAAACAAUUAUAAUCUCAUCAAAUUUAAAUCUUUACUGAUCUAAACCAUCAGAUUAAUCUGCA
Molecule: messenger RNA, 903 nt
Organism: Ziziphus jujuba (common jujube)
Lineage: Eukaryota; Viridiplantae; Streptophyta; Magnoliopsida; Rosales; Rhamnaceae
Product: GPI-anchored protein LLG1
Exons: 3
Coding region: 176-682 (168 amino acids)
Source: RefSeq, a predicted model, not a curated record